AGGAAGCAAGAAUGAAGAGAAGAACAAAGAAGAAAAAAAUGAGAACAAGAAAGGGAAACAAGGAGAAGAAAAAGGAGAAGAAAAGACACGGAAAAAAAGAGGAAAGGAUAAGCUUCCAAUGUACUUGCGUUCACCUUUCAUGGUUGAACAUGAAAAACUUUUCAAGAAUGUGGACAAUAGAAAGGUAGCUGAGUAUGCGUUUGCUCAAGGAGAUAAUAAGGAGCUUUUGUAUGCUGAUAACAUGGGGACAACGAUUACGAGAGAUGAGAUUCAUAGUCUCAUAGAAGAUAAGCACAUGUUGAACAAUGUUGUGGAUGCUUAUGUUUGCCUAUUGAAUUUUGAAAAUAAAAGACGUGGUGUAGACAAGAAGAGUAGAUUCUUUUUCAGUACUGAAUGCUAUCUCAUAUGUUGUACAGAAAAAUACUUCAAAUCAAAUGAAAGGCAAGAUGAUAGAAUGAAGGCUUUGUUUGAUAGAAUGCAACAAGAAAUGACAACGACCGAAGUAACAAGCUUCAAAAGCAUUCAAUUGGUUUUCUUCCCGGUCGUUUUACCAGAUCACUACUAUUUGCUGUGUGUCAACUUUGUGGAAGGAACAUUUGAUUUGAUUGACAACAGAUUUCUUCCACCAAAUAUUCCUUUUCACAAUAAAUAUGGAAAUUACCAUAGAUUAAUGUUGAAUGCAUUUGCUGAUUUCGUUCACUCAAUUGACUCAAAUAUAAAGAGUGACUUUGUAUCCUCCUUCAAAACAAGAAACUUGAGUAUGUCAUGGAAGAGCAAUAAGAACAAACAUGAUUGUGGAGUGUUCCUGUUGAAGCACAUGGAAACAUAUGAAGGAGAAUCUGUAAAACAAUGGAAUUCGGGACUAGAAUUAGACAAUUUUGACCAAAUGAAAAAAUUAAGAGUGGAGUAUUGUGAGAAGAUAAUAACAGCAGAAGUAAAUGAAGAACGGAACAAAGUGAUUAGGAGAUCAAAAAAGUGGUCAAAGGAGAACAAAAUGGAUAUAUGAUUGUUAAGAUCUUAAGUUUAUAUUUGUAGAGAGAUAUUUGCAAAGAAUAUAACAGUAAUUUUUUAUGUUCUAUGUAUUUACCUGUUACAAGAAAUAUAUUGUUGAAUCAUAUUAAAUGCUAAAAUUUUAAUAU
Molecule: messenger RNA, 1139 nt
Organism: Chenopodium quinoa (quinoa)
Lineage: Eukaryota; Viridiplantae; Streptophyta; Magnoliopsida; Caryophyllales; Amaranthaceae
Exons: 7
Coding region: 119-1006 (295 amino acids)
Biological process (GO): proteolysis
Molecular function (GO): cysteine-type peptidase activity
Source: RefSeq, a predicted model, not a curated record